UGCCUCCGUCUGGGAAGAGAAUGCAUUCUCCGUGAGACCGGUCGCCGGUUCAAUGGCUUUCAAAAGGAUCGGAAGAUCGAGGCUCUCGAAUCGAGGAUCAAGGAGCUUCUGACCGAUCGAGCUGCAACCUCGGAGGAACGGUCAGAAGACCCUUCGGAUUUAGCGAGCAACGUCGGGAAUACGUCCGUGCUUGAUGGCGCAAGUGACCUGCACGAUGUUGUUGACCGAGGGUUUCUGAGCAUGGAGACGGCUGAAAGGUAUCUAGAGGCUUUCCAGACGAUUAUGACCCCGCAGUUUCCCUUUGUGGUUGUUCCUCCCCGGGUAUCUGCAAUGCAGCUACGGCAGGACCGACCCUUCUUGUUUCUGGCAAUCCUUGCCUCUGCAUCGUACGAAAACAUGCCAUUACAACGGUUAUUAGGAGCGGAAGUCAAGAAGGUCGUUGCCUCUCGUAUGGUCCUCAAUGGGGAUGUCUCCUUUGACUUGCUGCAAGGGCUAUUGGUAUUCUUGGCCUGGUCCCAUUAUCAUGCGAAGCCGCGUAGCUACACCCAAUUACUUCAACUGGCCGUUAGCCUUAUCGUCGAUUUGCGACUGGAUAGACCGCCAGAAACGAAAACGUGGAAAACCAAACUGCUCUUUGCGCCACAGUACGACCUGAAUGAUGAGACAAAUAGCCGACAAUCUUGGCAUAAUGACGAGAAAAGAGUGCUCAUUGGCUGUUAUUACUUAUCGUCGUCGGCUGCAAUUCUUGUACAGAAGCAAUCUGGUUUCCACUACACACCAUACGUCGAAAAAUGCUGCCAGACUCUCUAUGACGAGCCGGAAUAUUUGCAUGAUAAAUACCUCAUCUACACUGUUCAACUGCAGUGCAUCGCAGAAAAAAUCGACCGGCUAUCUGCAAGUCAUGGACAAGAGCUGACGAGACCGGGAUCGGGAACUGAGCUCUAUGUCACUAAUAUAAAAUCCGAACUCGAAGCGCUGCAAAAUCGAAUAUCCUUCAAUAUUGACGAUACCCCCUUCCUCGCCAUUCAUUUCCACACGACCGCCCUCUCUUUGUACCAGCUUGCUCUCACUAUGGCUGGACAGCAUCAUACUCAAAAAUCUGCAACCUCACAGUCCUGGCAGGACGAAAUGUCCUGUGCGGCGCUCAACGCCGCUGAGUCCACGCUCAAGUUAUACCUUUCGCUACCUGCUGACUUGGAAUUUGGGCUUGUCAACACACAGUGGCUGCAACUGGCAUUUGCAAUGCUUGUUGCCUACCGUCUAACUGUUGCAAUCUCUAAACCAGAGCAAACCGCCGCCUUCGCUGACACACUGGCGCAAUUGCGAACGCGUGUCGGAGCAUUGUCGACUCCCCAUGUGGAUUUUAACGGUGAUCGAGAUGUUUUCUUCGGCUUUAGAAAACGUAUCGUCUACAUUCAGAGCAGACUUGACGGAAGUGGUAGCAAGGAAGGUCCAGCAGUGAGCAACAUGGGCACAGAUGGAGUGGAUUUUCCCUCGCAGGCACAAGAAUAUGAAACUACAGGGUUGGAUAAUUGGCUGCAAGGGGACCCGCUCAUGCCUAUGAUUGAAGAUGCGCAGUUGUCGCAUGAUCAUCUGUUUGAUACUUCCAUAUACCAGCUUAUGGGUAAUUGGAUGUAA
Molecule: messenger RNA, 1638 nt
Organism: Penicillium riverlandense
Lineage: Eukaryota; Fungi; Ascomycota; Eurotiomycetes; Eurotiales; Aspergillaceae
Product: fungal specific transcription factor domain-containing protein
Exons: 5
Biological process (GO): regulation of DNA-templated transcription
Cellular component (GO): nucleus
Molecular function (GO): DNA-binding transcription factor activity, RNA polymerase II-specific; transcription cis-regulatory region binding
Source: RefSeq, a predicted model, not a curated record